CGUGACUCACAGCUGGUCUUGUCUCUCACGAUGAAUGGACAUUGUCGACAUCUAUACACUCCAGUUCCAUGUUAUAUACAUUUUUAUUGUUGUAGUCAUAUGUCAACGCCAAGUAUAUGUUUGGUAUCUGAAGAGCGACAGAUCACGCUCAGUGUUUUAAAUGCGACUCUCUCGAAAACAACAUUUCCCAUAAGCAACCGCGCGGCGAAACCGGAAGUUACGUUUGUGACCAUUACGUAAGGGCUCUGGUUGCUAGCAGCUCAGUGAAGCUGUCAAAGAUGGAGUUCAAUGAAGAGAAGAAUACAGAGCAAAACAUUACAGAGGAUUCUAAUAGACAAAUACACAGCGAUGAGACAAAACAAGAAACAAGCAAAGACACUAUUUGCCGGCACUUCCUCUUGGGCAGAUGUCAUUUUGGAGACAGAUGUCGGCUGUCUCACAGUACUCAAACCACACAGUCAGAGGACGAUGACAAAAUGGUUACAGAAACGCAGGUUAACGGCCAGAAAAAUAGGACAAAGAUUCAUACGGAUAAGAAAGAAAAGCACCAUAUGAGUAGAGAUAGAGAAGAGCGAAUGAAGAAGCCACGCAUGCGUACUGCAGAUGAUGUCAUCUCUAGAAUUAUAUGGGACCCCUCAGCUGACCCAGCUGACUUUAUGGUUGGUCAUCUGGAUCGUUUUCUUGGGGUGCUGGAACGCCCAUUUUCUGACUUCUCAUGGGAUACUCAGGUAUGUGACUGUGACUUCUCUGAGGAACUGGCUCUUCCACGUCAUAGGAUCCAAUAUUUUAGCUACAAAGGCCAGCGUGUGUGGGACAGAGAUAGUCGUACUGACAGGGUGUUCGGCUCCACAGGGCAAACUAUCGUGCCUCCGUUUGCUAGUGAAAAUCAACAAGAAACAGCUGACCCUGGGCAACACGAAGAGACUACAAACGCAGCAGAUGUUUCAAAUGAUCUAGAGGAAACAACUUCUGAUUUUUCUAAAGAACAGGAUGAUGCAUCUGCAGCAAACAAACAAGAGCUGGGUGAUGACGGAAAUGCUGAUGAUGAAGUCAGUGGAGACAGUGCACGUUUGGAAAAUGAAGACAAAAAGAUGGAAGUUGCUGAAGAUUCUUUGACUCAUCUGGCAGAGGAGCUAUCCAUCACUCAGCAGGAAAACGCUAAAAUAGAGGAAGAAUGGAAAGACAGCUGGGAUGGAGAGGGAGAUAUGGUUGCAGAGUCGGUAUCAUCUAUACCACAAGAGCCGAGAUCAGCCCGUCAACCACGUAGACCCACCCACUUUAUCUGCUUUCGCGUUGACUCUCCCGCUGCUCUCCAGGCCUUCCAUCGCGUUCAGAGGAAAGUUCUCUCUCACGUUCCCCAGUCAUUGCCGAUAUGGGUCGACCCUGCAACCUUGCACGUUACCCUUUCCUUGCUUGUUCUCAAGAGCCCUGAGGAGGUCAGUGCUGCCUCUGAACUCCUCCGUACCACAGUCAGAAACUCUCACAAAGCGCCUAUUUCUGUGUCUUUUACCCCAAAACUUAAGCAUUUUAAUGGGACUGUUCUACACAUAACCCCUCAGCCCAUCCCUGAUAUCCAAAGCCUGAAUUCCCCUCUGCAGGAGGUAUUCAGGGAGAAGGGCUGGCUUCAUCGUCAUUCACGAAGCCCCUCGUACCAUCUUACCUUGGCCAAACCACAGGAGAAAAUGACAGAGAAGAUGUUUGAAGGAAUAGGGUCUGUAAAACUGGCCAAAGAUGUGAACUUUGGCAAGCUUGAAGUAAAUAAACUGUAUCUUUGUGUGAACGGUCAGCCUAAGACUGAAAGCGGUUUCUACCAAGCUGUAUGUGUUGUGCAGCUGCCAAAUGUGUAAACGUUCUUGUUUUUGUAUAAUUAAAACUCAGGGAAGUUUAUUUAAGGACCAUUAUAAUAUAAAUAUGCGUAUUUAUAGCCAUCCUCGGUAGUAUUUCAUCACCUCAGCUGGUACCUAUCACAGUUAAGGAGGAGGGAGUACUCUGGGCUCAUGCCAAAUUCUGAGUUGUAGUGAACAUGGCAAAGCUUAGCCUUUUAUAUAUUCAUAUUUUCAAAGUCAAUAUAUUAGCUUUUUAAGUUUUUAAAACCGAUGUUUAUAACCAUUUCAGUAAGAAGUAGUAGGGACUGGUCCUUCAGUAACAUUUGACUCUAUCUUUAUAUUUAGUAAUUUAGUAGUAACUAAACAACUUAGAUGUAAAAGCCGCUGAACACGACCUCUGUCAAAAAUUUGAUAAUGAUACUGGCUGAAUGCUCUUGGCACUUAUUAUACCUUCAUCAAACACUUUCACUUCAAAUACGCUUAAUUCAGGCCAUUCAAAUACCCUUUUUUUGUUGCAUAAUCUGUGUUUAAAGCCACAGCGAUUUUUCAGCAAAGUGCUCAGAGGUGUCAUAGGAUGAAAGAUGUUGCGCGGACGUUAAGUUGCAAGAGUUUUUACUCUGUUAAAAGAGGUUUACCAAAUAUAUUAGGAUAAUGACUGAUUUUUUUUAACCUUUUAACUGUAUUCAUAAAAAGAAUAGUGAAGUGGAGAUGUACUUAGAGGGUUUUGCCUCAAAAGACACCAAUGAAAUGACUAAAGUCAGAUGUGUAAAAAUUAAGGUAAUUUAAUUACUCCCUAAUAACUUUUUUCAUUGCUAUUGAAGUGAAAUUACUGAACCUGAUAAAACACAAGAGCCUGAUUAAAAAAAUGCUCAUUUACAAGAAAACAUGUCAGACGGACUUAAAUGGUUUUGCUUUAACUGUAAUCUUAUAUUUAAUAAUUUAUUACUAAAUAUGGUUUAAUAAUAAAUGGUUAAUGGUUUAUAAAAGUGCCAUUUAGGUGCUAUAUUGAAUGCUCAGGUAAUAUUACUUGACAUCUUGCACACCUGAAUACAAUUCAGAUGAAUUUUAGAACUAUAGUACAAUGUGCGCUUUCAAUUUUAUUAUUUACAUCUCUAUACAAAUAAAAAAAUAUUUUUCCUUGAG
Messenger RNA from Misgurnus anguillicaudatus (oriental weatherfish), 2969 nucleotides. RefSeq names its product leukocyte receptor cluster (LRC) member 9 (gene leng9). Gene Ontology annotation, molecular function: metal ion binding. The record is from RefSeq and is a predicted model, not a curated record. NCBI's taxonomy places the organism in Eukaryota, Metazoa, Chordata, Actinopteri, Cypriniformes, Cobitidae.